AUGAAGAUAAAACCGAAGAUCAGUUCAGUUUUGUUCAGUUCAGAUCAGCAGCUGAAGAUUCGCUCGUCCUCGAUCUGUGGCAAUGUGUGUGUCUAUCCGGCCGUCAAGUUGCGAUGGACACGUCAAGCUGUGUCAUCGCUGGUGCUGCGCUUCGUCAAGGGCCAGUUUCACGAGUACCAGGAGAGCACGAUAGGUGCUGCCUUUCUGACACAAACCAUUUGCAUAGAGGAUACGGUGGUCAAGUUCGAGAUCUGGGAUACAGCCGGUCAGGAGCGGUAUCACAGCUUAGCUCCCAUGUAUUAUAGAGGUGCGCAGGCCGCCAUCGUUGUCUACGAUAUACAGAAUCAGGACAGUUUUCAGCGUGCAAAAACUUGGGUCAAAGAACUACAUAAACAAGCCUCACCGAACAUUGUCAUUGCGUUGGCUGGCAAUAAGGCGGACUUGUCCAACAUUCGCGUUGUUGAGUUCGACGAGGCGAAGCAAUACGCAGAGGAGAACGGAUUGUUGUUUAUGGAGACGUCCGCGAAGACGGGCAUGAAUGUCAAUGAUAUCUUCUUGGCAAUUGCCAAGAAACUACCGAAGAACGACAACAAUCAGGGAUCUGUUAUAAAACCAAAUGGAAAUGAGCCGACUCAAACGACGAACAACUGUUGCAAGUGAUGUCCCUUUGUAGAAAAUGAAAUUUCCAACGAGAGAUUUGAAAAGUUUAUGCUGAUAAUUAUAAAUAAAAACAUUAUUUAAAAUUUAAAACUAAUGCCGGCUCCCAGGGGCAAGCAAUUUAAUUUCACAUAAUUGAUAAUGAUGAUGAUGAUGGAAAACCAGAAGAUAACGAUAAUAUUAAUUAUAAAUUAAAUUAAAUGAUAAACCACAAAAACUAAACCAAUCACAACAAAAACAAAAACGUAAAGCAAAUAAUAAAACAACAAAAACAACAACAGCAUAGUCCGUUAAAAUCAAGCGUAAAAUGUUAUCAAAAAGUAAACAAAACACAACGCUCCUAACAUACUUCUAACUCUGGUCCACGCUCCCCGAUUCCCUCACAUAGUUCAUAACCGCCACUUAGAGAGCUCCCUCCUACAAUUUCAUCUCGAUCAGAUGCAAAACUUCUAAAUAACGCAUUAGAAAUAAUAUGGUAAAGAAUAAACAUGAUAAAUAUGAAAGCGAGAGUUCACGUCGUGUCGUAGAAAUGUUUAAAAUUGAAUUGUAAAGAAAACAAAAACGAAAAAAUAAUGAAAGAAACUUGAUAAGUUUGUUUAUAAAUGGGUGACGAUGAUACCAGAGAAAUUCCAGUUGCAGUUGUUCUCAGCAGCGUUCCAAAAAGAAAAAGAAAACACAAAUAAAAUAAAAAAAGUAAUGAUGAAGAUAAAACCGAAGAUCAGUUCAGUUUUGUUCAGUUCAGAUCAGCAGCUGAAGAUUCGCUCGUCCUCGAUCUGUGGCAAUGUGUGAUCUAUCCGGCCGUCAAGUUGCGAUGGACACGUGUGAUAGUUGCAAUUUAUAUAAAUUAUAUAUAUAUACACAUAUGGAAAAGGAAAAAAUGAAAUGAAAAUCUAAAAAAAAAAAAUAAAAAAAAUAAAUAAAUAAAAAAAUACAUGAAAAGAUUGAAAAAACAUACAAAGAGGAAUUAAUGAAAUUAUUCAUUUUUGUUUCAAACUUUACGUUUAGCUUAUUUUAUUUCCACAUUCUCUAGCAACAAUCGAAGAUUAAAUGCUACUCUUUAAAUCAUCGUAACAAAAACAUAAACAUAAAAGAUAAACUUUCAAAAAUUAAGAUGAAGUUUAAGCAAAUGAAGUGAAGUCUAAGAACAACAAGUAAAUCUUAUACAUAAACGACUUUGUUUUGACUCGCUUAACAAAUGCAAUUUAAUUUUCAAUUCGAUUUCAAUGUAUAUGUAUAUCAACCAGCGAUCAACCAAGCAAAGCAACAAAAAAUAUAAAAAACAACAGAGAAAUCAACCAAUAAAACUCAAAUAAAACAAUACGAAAACAAAAGCAAAAACAACAAA
Molecule: messenger RNA, 2002 nt
Organism: Drosophila sulfurigaster albostrigata
Lineage: Eukaryota; Metazoa; Arthropoda; Insecta; Diptera; Drosophilidae
Product: ras-related protein Rab-5A-like
Molecular function (GO): GTP binding; GTPase activity
Source: RefSeq, a predicted model, not a curated record